This is a messenger RNA of Trichomycterus rosablanca, 1581 nucleotides long. It is a transcript of the gene lrrc14b, whose product is annotated as leucine rich repeat containing 14B. The transcript is spliced from 3 exons. Gene Ontology annotation, cellular component: cytoplasm. Bases 1 to 1581 code for a protein of 526 amino acids. The record is from RefSeq and is a predicted model, not a curated record. Lineage: Eukaryota; Metazoa; Chordata; Actinopteri; Siluriformes; Trichomycteridae. Gene Ontology annotation, biological process: positive regulation of cell population proliferation; negative regulation of apoptotic process; negative regulation of DNA-templated transcription.
AUGAAAAGCUUAAGAUUUUUGGCAGCAGAGGGCUUUGGUCGAAGUGGACUAUGUACGGAUAAUAAUCUCAGUUGCCUGUCAUACAAUCUCUACCCUAUCCUGUUCAAAGCUAGUUACCUUCAAGAGGAGGCAGAUGUGCUCCAUAAGCUGGUCAAGACAUGGCCUCUGACCGAGCUAAACCUGCAGCGACUGCUGGGCCCAACAACAGACUGUCAGGAAGAUUUCACUUCCCGCACCUGCAGUCUCUGUCUUAGAGCCCUGCUGAUUGGACUGAAGGACUACGUUCUCCAUGAGACCACCACAUAUGCCAAAGUUCUGCGUGUGGUGGAUCUAACGGGUCUGCGGGACAUUGAGCACUUGGUCUGCCACUGUGGAAGGUCACUGGGUCGCUGGGCACGCACCGAACUGCUUACGCGUAUGUGUUAUGAAACAAUGGUUGCCAUGCAGGCAGGCCAGGCGGCUGCAUCAGCCUGGGAGGUCGAGGUGGAUGUCCGAAUUAAUGCUUUCGUAACUGGACGAAACUAUGAGGUGGUUUCCCAGGCUUUGAUUCUCCUUAAGCACUGUCCGCUAAAGCUGCGCUGUGUAGGCCUGCGGGUAGACUCGCUUGGCCUGAAAAAUCUCUUUUAUCUUCUGCGUCUGGCCAACCCUGAGGGCAUGCAGAAGCUAGAGAUGGUACAUAACAUACGUCUAGAGGCUCCGCAUCUUGAGGUGAUGCUAUCACAGCUGCGAUUUCCCCUACUGCGCUCCCUCACAUUGCCAGCACAAGCGUUGGAUGUGCGUAGACUGGCUGUGUGGGAUGAGGGCUUGUUUGGAGUUCUGGGAGACCUAAUGAGCAAAUUGGGAGAGCUUAGAGAGCUUUACAUGGGCUUCUCCACCCUUACAGGACAUCUGAGACAAUUGCUAAGUCCUCUGAACACCCCACUGCAGUGCAUAGAGCUGGCUAACUGCAGUCUCAGCCCUGUGGACAUGGCUUACCUGGCCAACAGCCUGCAUAGUGAGUUCCUAGUAAAGUUGGACCUUAGUGGCCAUGUGGUGGCCGAUGUCUUUCCAAACACCUUCCGUAAGCUGUUGCAUCGUUGUUCAGCCACGCUCAGAUGUUUGAGUCUGGAAGAGUGUGGUCUUGAGGAUGAAAACCUAGAGCUCCUUCGCCAUGCUUUGGAACCCUGUCAUGCACUAGAAGAGCUGAAGAUUCUGGGCAACCCAUUGAGCAUAGAAGCUCUGCGACAUCUCUUCAACAUGCUAGCUCAAGGCUAUCCAGCUCUAAGAUAUGUGGAGCUACCAGUGCCUCGUGACUGUUACUCUGAAGAUGCAACCUACCCCCUGGAUGAUUCUACACUGCUGAGUUAUGAUCGGCAAAAGUUCCACCAAGCAAAAGUGGAACUGGUGGGCAUCCUGGAACAAGCUGGUAAAGAGCAUGUUGAAGUAUGCACCCCACUGUUUGGCACUUAUGAUCCUGACAUCCAUGAGACAAGCAAUGAGCUGGGAGUUGCUAUGCUGCAUACCUUAAAUAAUGUAAUCGGAAACUUUGUACAGACUGUAACUAGUGUCAGUGAACGGAGAGAACAGAACAUUAAUAAAUAA